Messenger RNA from Trichoplusia ni (cabbage looper), 3517 nucleotides. It is a transcript of the gene Ranbp16, whose product is annotated as exportin-7-B. The record is from RefSeq and is a predicted model, not a curated record. The transcript is spliced from 24 exons. Gene Ontology annotation, biological process: protein export from nucleus. Lineage: Eukaryota; Metazoa; Arthropoda; Insecta; Lepidoptera; Noctuidae. Gene Ontology annotation, molecular function: nuclear export signal receptor activity; small GTPase binding. Bases 47 to 3346 code for a protein of 1099 amino acids. Gene Ontology annotation, cellular component: cytoplasm; nuclear pore.
CUUUGAGGUAACGAAACGUCAUUUCAAAUGCAAGAAAAUAACAAAGAUGGCUGAAGAACAGGAGGUGAUACAAAUAGAGUUGCUAUGCAAGCAACUGUACGAGUCUCAGGACCCGUUGAUACGGGAGCAAGCGGAGAAGGCGGUGGUAGCGUUCCAGGAGUCACCGGACACCCUCAGUAAAUGCCAGGCGUUACUGGAACGCGCGGAUUCGAGCUACUCGCAACUGCUCGCCGCCACCACACUCUCCAAAUUGAUUAGCAGGUCCACAUCAAGUCUGACCACACAGCAGCGAUUGGACAUCAGAAACUAUGUCCUCAACUACCUCGCUACCAGACCUAAACUGGCAAAUUUUGUCGUUCAGGCGUUGGUGUCUCUAUUCGCUCGCAUCACUAAGAUCAGCUGGUUCGACAUGGUUAAAGGCGAAUACGUCAUACACAACGUGGUCUAUGACCUCACCAACUUUCUCAGGAGCCAAGAGCUGUGCACGACUGGUGUCCAGCUCCUGUCGCAGCUGGUGGUGGAAAUCAACCAGGUGUCUGAGGCUGAUGCCAACCGCUCGCUAGCCAAGCACAGGAAGAUAGCUUCCUCUUUCAGAGACACGCAGCUGUUCGAGAUGUUCGAGCUGUCGUGCGGCAUGCUGGGGUCGCUGCGCGGCAAGGCGGGCGCGCAGGCGGGCGCCGCGCCCGACGAGCGCCAGCACGCGCUGCUGGCCGCGCUGCUGAGGCUGGCGCACAACUGUCUCACCUUCGACUUCAUAGGGACCACCAGCGACGAGUCCAGCGACGAUCUGUGUACCGUGCAGAUCCCAACAUCAUGGCGUCCAACAUUCCUCGAGUCCGGCACCCUGGACCUGUUCUUCGAGUUGUACCACGUGUUGGGCGGCGCCCUGGCCAGCCUGGCCCUCGCCUGCCUCGUGCAGCUGGCCUCCGUCAGGAGGACCCUGUUCAGCUCCAGCGAGAGAGCCAAGUUCCUGAACCGGCUGGCUGCCGGCGUCCUCAGGAUACUUGAUAAUACUCAGGGCCUCUCCGACCCCACGAACUACCACGAGUUCUGUCGCCUGCUCGCCCGCUUGAAGUCCAACUACCAGCUCGGCGAACUCGUCAUGGUCGAUAACUACUCGCGUCUCAUCGAACUCAUAGCCAAGUUCACUGUGCAGAGUUUACAGAUGUGGCAAUUCGCGUCCAAUUCCAUUCACUAUCUGCUGUCGCUGUGGCAACGCAUGGUGGCUUCGGUUCCCUACGUGAAGGCGAGCGAACCCCAUCUGCUGGAGAGCUACGCGCCAGGAGUUACUGCCGCCUAUAUAGGAUCCAGGCUGGAUUCUGUGGCUUGUGUUGUCAGGGACGGUCUGGAAGACCCCCUGGACGACGUGGGCACUGUGCAGCAGCAGCUGGAGCAGCUGUCGGUGAUCGGGCGCUGCUCGUACGGGAAGACGUGCGCGCUGCUCGUGGCGCACUUCGACCGCGCCGCCGCCGCCUACAGCCGCGAGACGCAGCCGCAGCCCACCGCCGUGCUGCAGGGCCAACUGACAUGGUUGGUGUACAUAAUAGGCGCGGCCAUAGGCGGUCGCGCCUCGGUCAACACUUGCGAUGAGAACGACGCCAUGGACGGCGAACUGGUCUGCCGAGUGCUUCAGCUGAUGGACCUGACCGACUCCCGACUGGCGCAGGUACUGCCCGCCAACCAGGGCGGCUGCGAGAAACUAGAACUGGCCAUGAUGUCGUUCUUCGAGCAGUUCCGCAAGAUAUACGUCGGCGACCAGGUCCAGAAGAACACGAAGGUCUACCGCCGGCUGAGCGACGUCCUCGGCCUCGCCGACGAGAGCCAGCUGCUAAGCGUUCUCAUGAGGAAGAUCAUAACUAACCUGAAAUACUGGGGUGGAUCUGAACAGAUCAUAUCGAAGACCCUCGGUCUGCUGAGCGACCUGAGCGGAGGCUACUCCUGCGUCAGGAAGCUCGUCAAACUCGACGAGGUCCAGUUCAUGCUGACUCAUCAUACUGCGGAACACUUCCCGUUCCUGAGCAUAGCGGGUGUGGGCGCGGCCGAGAUGCGCUGCCGCAGCAUGCUGUACACGGCGCUCGGCCGCCUGCUCAUGGUGGACCUGGGCGAGGACGAGGACCGCUUCCUGGCCUUCAUGAUGCCGCUCACAGCUGCCUUCGAAAGUAUAAUAGGCCUGCUCAGUGGUCCCGAGUCACCGAUGUACAAUUCCGAGAACGCAAAAAAGACUAUGAUUGGCCUCGCGCGGGACCUACGAGGACUGGCCUUUGCCUUCAACACGAAGACAACUUAUAUGAUGUUGUUUGAUUGGAUUUACCCGGUAUACAUGAAGGUUCUCCUCCGAGGCAUAGAGGUGUGGUACGCCGACCAGGCGCUCACCACUCCCGUCCUGAAGCUGACCGCCGAGCUGGCGCAGAACAGGAACCAGAGGCUGCACUUCGAUAUCUCGUCACCCAACGGGACGCUGCUGCUGAGGGAGCUGUCGAAUAUCAUAUGCGCUUAUGGCAGCCGAAUACUAACGUUGGACGUGAACAAGAAACAGAUGUACGCGAUGAAGCUGAAGGGCAUAUCGCUCUGCUUCUCAAUACUGAAGGCGGCGCUCUGCGGGAACUACGCCAACUUCGGAGUAUUCAGACUGUACGGUGACGAGGCGCUCGACAAUGCGCUCAACAUGUUCGUCAAGUUGCUGUUGAGCAUACCGCAGAGUGAUUUACUCGACUACCCGAAGUUAUCCCAGACGUACUACGUGUUGCUGGAGCGUCUGGCGCAGGACCACAUGCCGUUCCUGGCGUCGCUGCAGCCCGACGCCACGCUCUACAUCCUCUGCUCCAUCUCAGAGGGACUCACCGCGCUCGAUACGAGCGUAUGUACGGGCUCGUGUGCCACUUUGGACCACAUCGUCACCUAUCUAUUCAAACAGCUUGUGCAGAAAUCAAGCAAUAAGGUCCCGAACCCGCGCCAGCCGCCGCCGGAGACCAGCAACAUGUUCAUCGAGGUGUUGCAGCGACGGCCCGAGAUCAUGCAGCAGCUGUUAGCAACGGUACUAAACCUAAUAAUGUUCGAGGACCGCUGCAACCAGUGGUCGAUGUCCCGGCCCCUCCUCGGCCUGAUCCUGCUCAACGAGGAGCAGUUCUCGCGCAUCCGAAGCGAAAUGAUCGCGCAACAGCCGCGCGACAAGCAGCAGCAGCUCGCUCACUGGUUCAACGGUCUCAUGGCCGGCAUCGAACCCAACUUGCUCACCAAGAACAGAGAUAGAUUCACCCAAAACAUGUCGAUGCUAAGACGCGACAUCAACGACCUGCUGAAGGGCGCCGGCGUCAGCGGCGGCAACAACGACAUGAUGACGUCGUAAUGUGAGCCACUGUAUACAUACAUAUUGUAGCCUGUAUCAGAUGUGUGACGUGUGUGAGGCGACUGUGUGACAAGAGUAGACCUGUUGAUAGGACAAAAGCGUGUUUUUUUUUAAAUAAAAACGACUCCCGCACUAAGGAAUUUAAUCCUUGUGUCCCGGGGUUUUACAAAC